Paramecium primaurelia is the source of this 1933-nucleotide messenger RNA. NCBI's taxonomy places the organism in Eukaryota, Ciliophora, Oligohymenophorea, Peniculida, Parameciidae. The record is from the annotation of a GenBank genome assembly.
AUGAAUUAGAAAUUUAAAUUCCAUGAGAAAAGCCUAUCGUUACCUUUAAUAGUUAGAAAACCAAUAGCAGUUAUGAAUUAUAAAUUGUAUGAAAAAUAUCAGCACUCACAAAAUUACUAUUAUCUAAGAGACAUUAAUGAAAUUUUAAAUGAUGCUAGUACAAAAAUAGUAAUUCAUUUUAAAGAUUAAAUAACUAUUGAUGAAGACGUAUCUAUUGUAUUUAAUAUAUAUAGGAAGAAUAUCUUAAGAGAUUUUAUAAAAUAAAGGAAUUCUUUCAAAAAAUAGGGUUACUUACAGAAUAUUAUAAAGUAUAUUUUUGAUAUGAAAUAGUUUCAUGUAGAUAUUGCACGAAUAUUUUAAGAGCCAAUUUGUUCAAUCUUAAAUAAAUAUUAUGAUAAGAAAAGAAAGUAUGAUUAUUUUAGGAUUGCUAAAAUGAUUGAAGAGGAAAACAAAUUAAAUCCAAAUAAACCACCUAAAGGAAUUGUUGGUGAAAGACCUUCACCUGCAAAUUCAUAAGAAUCAGUUCUUUAAGAAAGAGAUGAUAAAGAAGAUCAGAAUAUCAAAAAUAUUUAAAUAUUAAAAGAAUUGAGUUGGUUAAAAGUAAAACUUUAUCAUAUAUCUACAUUAGCAUGAAAAAACUUUGCCUAAAGAAGUUUCUCAAACCAUAAAUGAAUUCUGCAAAUAAUUAGGAUCUGGAGGAGAUUAAUCAACUCUAUCAUUAGUUAAAUAUACUAAAUAAGACAAGGUAUCAUUAGAUAAUUUCCUAUUAUAUAUUGGAAAUAAAGCGAAUUUGAAUUAGAGAACAUCUCCAACUGCAAGAUAAUCUUAGGAAUAAUUGAUCCAAGAAUUAAUAAUGAAUUAGAAGGCUAAAAUUUCAUAAAAGGAUAAUAAAAGUUAUAGUAUGCAUAAAAAGAAUGAAACUAAGUAUAGUAUUGGUUCAAUAGAGAUAAGGAACAAUUUUGUAAAGGAUCAAUUUAAUAAUAUCUCAAAGAAAUCUAAUCGAUAAGCAUCAACAGAUAUAAUAGAGAGUGGAACUAGAUUAGAAAAUAAACCAUAAGAUUUAAUUAAAGUGAAAUCAAAGACUAUAGUAAGUAAAAAUUAACUUAAAAUUAAUAAAUUCAUUGGUGAUCUUAAUUAAAAUUCUCCUACUUUAUCUUUACAUAAGAUAUCUAUAGGUUCUACAUCUUUGAAAUCAUAAUAACCUCUUAUUUAAUCUUAAAAUAAUCAUAAACCACCAAAUCAAUUAACUAAACUAUUACUAGAAGAAGCUGAAUAAUAAUAAAAAUUAAGAAAUGGAGCAAUAACACAUAGACCUAUGUCUGGAACAAAUGCAUUUUUUGGAUCAUCAUCAACUAGAAAUAGUCCUACAAUUAAUUAUUAAAAAUUAAAUAUUCCAAAAUAAUUCAAAGAUGAUUAUUAAAAAUAUUAGAAAUUAAAGACUACUAAUUCACCUUAAAAAAAUCAUUAAUUAGGAAUGAUUGCAAAGGAUCUAUUUAUUAAAGCAUUGAAUUCUCAAAAGUAUAAGAAUUCAAUUCAUAUAAAGUAGAGUUCAAAUUAAGAAAAAGUACUUAAUUAAUAUAAUAAACAAAAGUAUAAUAAUGUGUAAUAAUAAUAAUAAUAAAAUAAUUUACUCGAAAAGAAAUAACAUAAAAAAAAUAAAUCAGAUGGUAGAGCUUUGUAAAAUAAGUUAUCAAUUCAUGAAAUUGGAUGUUUGACUGAUAGAAAUAUUAAAGAAACUAAUUAAUUAUUAAGUAAAUUAAAUAAAAAUAGUUCUCCAUAAACAAGAAGAUUACAUAGUGAAAAAUAAGAAUCACUCUCUGGUAAUAUGAAAGGGAUUUUAAUUUAAUAGAUGUUAAAAUCAUUUGCCAAAUAAAAUCUCUAAAAUUAAUAGGAUCUUAAAUGUCUAAUUAAAAAUUAAAAAAAAAAGUUUUGA